This is a messenger RNA of Hyposmocoma kahamanoa, 791 nucleotides long. RefSeq lists its product as uncharacterized. The transcript has 6 exons. Bases 173 to 637 code for a protein of 154 amino acids. NCBI's taxonomy places the organism in Eukaryota, Metazoa, Arthropoda, Insecta, Lepidoptera, Cosmopterigidae. The record is from RefSeq and is a predicted model, not a curated record.
GUGCCAAAAAAAUUGUAAAACUGAAAAACAUGGCGUUGUAAACUUUAAAGAAUAGAACAGUUUUGAGAGGUUUUCCUUUUUUCUGAUCAGCAAACAAAAUCUUGUGCCAAUAACAACUAACUAUGGCACGUAACACUGGACUUGACGUGCGGCAAAAUCAUAAUGAGCAAACAUGUAUCAUCUCUGUGUUACUGAAAGCCGUUGGAUUGUUCGCAGUUUUGUUUUUUAUUCUGGUUGCUUUCAGUGUAUGCCGAUGGGUGACCCAGACGUGUUGUGUCAUCAAGAAAAUGUAGAAGUCCUGGGCAAUUUUUCAUAUGACGCAGUGCAAUCGUACGCAUGCAGUUUACAUAAUGUGUUAACCAAUGUAGCGACGUCUACAAAUUCGUUAAUAACUCAAAGCUCCGAAUUCAUGGCAUGUGUGAUACUAAAUGCAGUUUAUGAUGCUAAAAUGAAGUUCUACACAAUGUUACAAAAAGUGGAUAAAGAAGACUUGUGCGCGGCUGGCGUCUGUGCGCCGAAGAAUGGUCUGAACGCUAUAUCAAAACAUGAGGAUACCUCUCCCGUGAAAAAGGAAACUGCCGAAAAUUAUAAUGUGUGUAAUUGUAAUAGAAAAUGUUGCAGGAAGAAUUGUUUUUAGUAGUGCUAUGUGACGCAAUAGAUUAAUUUAUUUCGUAAGAUACAUUUCAGACAGUUACGUCGCGUUGCUAUCGUUCGUCUGAGGAUACACAACUGAGUAUGACGAAAAUAACAAUAAUAACAAUAAUAAGUUUGUUUAUUUUCUGACCACUAUA